Oncorhynchus keta (chum salmon) is the source of this 2888-nucleotide messenger RNA. RefSeq names its product perilipin 1 (gene plin1). The record is from RefSeq and is a predicted model, not a curated record. Gene Ontology annotation, cellular component: lipid droplet. The transcript is spliced from 9 exons. Lineage: Eukaryota; Metazoa; Chordata; Actinopteri; Salmoniformes; Salmonidae. The coding region runs from base 231 to 1397 and encodes 388 amino acids. Gene Ontology annotation, biological process: lipid metabolic process.
CUGUCUCAGUUCUGCAAUCCAGGGAGAGAGAGGGGAACUCCACUGAAAUAGUUUCAAGGUUUGGAACCACUUGGGAGAUUCUGGAUUUUGGGUAGACUUCUCCUUUAAGUGGGCGUGAUGAGCAGGCUUUUUCCCCAGGUUGUAUCUGUAUAGUUCUUCUGUCCCUCACCAAAUUAAAUGUGCCACGGUCUUCAGCGGGACUCAACACUAGACGGCCUAGUUGAUCAGUCAUGGCUCCAGAGAAAACAGCAUCCACUAAAGCCCAGGAAAAGGACAAUGUGUUUGUCAGACUCCUAAGCCUACCUGCAGUGAGCUCUACCUAUGAGGUUAUUGAGAGGACCUACACUAGCACCAAGCAGACCCACCCGCUCCUCUGCUCUGUGUGUGGGGUGUAUGAGAGGGGGGCCAGGACCGCCAGCAGUCUGGCAGUGUGGAGCAUCCAGCCUGCCAUCGACCGACUGGAGACCCAGAUUGUCGCUGCCAACAAUCUGGCCUGUAAAGGGCUGGAUCAUCUGGAGGAGAAGAUCCCAGCUCUGCAGUAUUCCCCUGAGAAGCUGGCGUCUGGCAUAGUGGAUGCAGUCACCUCUACAGUGCAGACAGCUAAGGAGGGCAUCGCCAGCCCCAUCGCUGGCACCUCAGACAAGGUGCUCAGCAUGGCAUCCAGUUGGCUCCAGUUGACCAGGAGUGCCUUCAGUGAUGGCUUUAGCAAUGUCCUGAACAGCAAGCCUGUCCACCUUGCAGGGGAGGGAGCAGACACUGCACUGACCCUGGCUGAGAGUCUGGUCAACUAUGUUCUGCCUGGAACCUCUGAAGAGACUGAGUCUGCUGCUUUGUGGGAGCAGGAGUCAGGUGUCAGUGCUCCUGGCCUUCCGCCCAGCUACCGGAGGCUUGGGGCUCUGGCCAGCACAGUGUGUCGACGUGCCUACAAUCAGACAGCCGCAACGCUCCAACACGCCAAGAGUCAAGGUCAGGACCUGGUCACACACAUCUCCGGUGUGUCUCCACUGACUGAAUAUGCCAUGAAGAACCUUGAGGCUGUGGAAACAGUGGGCCUGUUCUUUCAGAGCUCAUUGAUGGGAUUCUUCAGUUGGGAGGAGCAGAGAGACAAAGCGACAGAAGCAGAGUUUCAGAAGAGUGGUGGUGGGCUGCAGCGCCUGGUGAGUGGCGUUGGUUAUCAACUGCAGAUUAACUACAUGUCAGUUGUGUCCAGUGUGAAGAGUGCCCCUCAGACCACCUUUGACUUGGCUAAGAACGGGCUGGGUGCCCUGUUGGAGACCGUGGGCAGCGCCCGGGAUCGUGUGGUGAACAGCAUCUCCUAUUAUGUUAUGGAUUGCUCAAAGCAAGGGCAUGUCUGCGUGAUGCUGAGGGUCCCCUUGCUGGUCUACUCUGUUUCAUGAUCGGCUGUAAACUGGACAUCUCUUGAACAACUGCAGCAGGAAAUCUUCAUAAUCAAUGUACUUCCUCAUCUUAUGAGUUGGUGCUGACUGGGGGUGCCUGUGACGGGUGAUACAAUAGAUAGCCAUGGGGUAAAUUGCAUUUUGUUAUAAAGAAAGAACAAAGCUUUUUGAUAAUACACUUCCCAACCAAAAUGACUCUAUUACUUGUAUCAGCUUGACUGGGUAAUUAAUUAAAUUGCUAGUUUAUCAAACUGUGUAUUUUUUUAUACACUUUCACGUAGCACACAUUACCGUUGUUGAUGAAGCCAUCUGUGUCAUCAGGGUAGUAACUCGGGACAAGCUAAUUUGAUGCUCUACAGAUGUAGACUUGACUGUAGCCUCAGAUUGGAUUAGAUUCAGGCCGGUGACGCUGUUACAGUUUGUUGCUCCUAUUUCACUGUAUUAUUCAGCCUCAGACAUGAGUUAUCUACCACCAUAGGUGCAUCCAAUUAUUUAGUUUUGCCCUUGACAAUACAGAAUACACUUGUACGAGCUACGAACUAACUUAUGAAAACAUUAGCUAGCUAUCUAUCUAGCCUGCCUCACCUAGCAUUAUCAAAUGAUAACGUUACAUAACCAGCAAUAUAUAGACAAUACACAAACUUGUAUGAGCUAUGACCUAACUAUGUUGUAAUGAGGUAGCUAGCUAGCCUGCCUCGCUAGCUAACGUUAACUAGCCUGCCUUGCUUUAUCAAAAGAUGGAUAACCAAACACAACCAGCAAUAGCGUUAUCAAACACAUUCAACCUGAUUUCAGUUGCUUCUUCAUUAAUGAGAUAAAGGCAUGCUGUGUUCAAUAAGGAAGGGGGAUUUCCAUUGUCUGAGAAAAUUGAUCAGCUGUGGCUUGGGAAAUGUGCUAGAAAGAUAAGCAUGGAGAAAAUACCCAUUUACCUCCUGUGACUUUGCCAUUGUCCCUUGUUAGGAAUUUGAUGUAUAAUGACUAAACAAUAUCUACAUUUAAAUAGAACUAUAAUUAAUUGAACUCUACCCUGUUUUACAAUAUCUGAUUAAUAAUGUGAAUUCAUAAGGAAGGGAUUGUGUAGCAUGAAACAGGGGGUAAUUAAACAUAAUAAAUACCAUUCCAGCUAGGUUGGGGGAGGAAUGGAUUGUGGUUUUAAGUAAGCAGAAAGGAUUGUUAACCUAUGGUUGAACCGAAUCAACUUAGCUCUGGGAUGUUUAGAUAAGGCAGUGAGUUUCCUAGGUUUUCCAUUAUCUGGUGCUGUCUUCUGAAUAGUGAUAGAUGAAGGUGAGUUUUCAGCAGUUAAUCUUGAUAAGUGUGUGUCUGGAGUGAGAGAGCUCGGGGGUUGGAAUAAACUUUUGAACCUGCUUUGUCCUGGUCGAUAGGAGAAAGGACAUUUUAUAACCUAUGACGUCAUAUUUUGUAUAUAAACUGUUGUUCGUGGUUUCAUGGCAGCGAGCUCCGAGAAUAAAUACUAUUAUCUAAUUUUGAUAA